Molecule: messenger RNA, 2371 nt
Organism: Aspergillus welwitschiae
Lineage: Eukaryota; Fungi; Ascomycota; Eurotiomycetes; Eurotiales; Aspergillaceae
Product: HSF-type DNA-binding domain protein
Exons: 6
Coding region: 16-1749 (577 amino acids)
Biological process (GO): regulation of DNA-templated transcription
Molecular function (GO): DNA-binding transcription factor activity; sequence-specific DNA binding
Source: RefSeq, a predicted model, not a curated record
GUUCCGCCGCGCGAGAUGAGCGGUCUCGCCGAUCCCCCGUCCAGAAGUCCGCUUAUCCUCACUGCUAUCGAUGCGCCCGGCAAAACCCGCAAGAUUCCUGUCCUUGCCUCCUCUGUUCCUCCCUCCAGCCAGUCCACCGGUGACCCCAUGGAGGUUACUCCUCCUGCCUCGGGUGCCGCGCCCCCCAUCCAUAGCAGUCCCGAUAGCGAUCGGGCGGGCGCAAACAACACCACCGCCACCUCCAAUGGCUCUACUGAACCUUCCAAUGUGAAUCACCAUGCCGCUCCCACUCAAGCCAUCGGUGCGGCUGCUGCUGCUCAGCAGCCCAAGGUCGUUCAGACGGCCUUUAUCCACAAGCUCUACAAUAUGCUAGAAGAUCCCAGUAUUCAACACCUCAUCUCAUGGUCGAGUACGAAUGAUAGCUUCGUCAUGUCCCCGACUUCCGAAUUCUCCAAAGUCCUGGCUCAAUACUUCAAACACACCAACAUUUCGUCCUUCGUCAGGCAGCUGAAUAUGUACGGAUUUCAUAAAGUGAGCGAUGUAUUCCACACCGGUUCGCCAGACUCCGCUCUGUGGGAGUUUAAACAUGGGAAUGGCAACUUCAAGCGCGGAGAUCUCGUCGGUUUGCGAGAGAUCAAGCGGCGCGCAUCCCGUCAUGCAUUGAUUCAUCGCGACUCGUUUCCUGGUCACAAGGCCGCCGCCUCCCAGCCCGGCACCCCCGCUGAGCCAGUUCCCGAUGUUACCGAGUCCCGCUUGAUGAACCUGGAGCACUCCAUGUAUGACUUGCAUGCUCGUUUAAGGAACGCCGAAGAAGGAAAUGCGACCCUCAAUGCGAGAUGUCAAUCCAUGGCCGAGAGCUUAACCAGGUGUUACCACUGGACUCACUCCAUCUCACGGUUCCUCCAAGGCAUGAUCCCCGAUCGCGAGAGCCUUCUGUAUCGAGACGUGGCAACCAUGCAGGCGGAAUUGGAGAAGCAUCUUGAGGCUGUGCGGGCCCUGGAGCAUCCUCCAGACCCGUACUUGGCCGUCCGACAACCUUACGUCACCGGCAUUUCUGGCGAUGCAGGUCCGCCGCUGUCGCCGCGCCAAAUGCCCCCAGAAGAGAGUCGCCGCCCAUCGAUGCUGGACCCCUCGAGGGCCGGUAUGAUUCGACCCCCUGUUCCGCCUCAUCUGGCCGUCUCUCCACGGCGAUACGGGUCAAUCGGCACCGGAAAUUCUUCCCCUAGCUACAAUCGUUCGCAAGUGCCAACGGUCGUCACUCCGCAGCAACCAAUGCCUCAUCCUCUUUCCUCCGUUUCCUCCCCGCCUGGGCCUAAUCUUGCGCGUCGGCACACUUCGGCGGACAUCAGACAGCAUGGCUGGCCGCCAACGGGAGUGUCGCCGUUCCCUACCGCCCAUCCACCGCCUCAGCCGGCGAACCCCUGGUCUCCGUCUCGACACCGCACUCCGACGUCAAGUGAACAGUCAGUCCGAGAUGUGUUGGCCCAGUAUGAAAUGGGGGCGCCGCGGCGUCUGCAGGAAACUCGACACCCCACCCCCCCGUUGCACCCCGAUCAGAACCCCCCGACCGACAACGGCUGGUCCUUAGGACCUAGAUUUCCUCGACACGAAUCGUCCUUGCCAGCAACUCGACGUUCUAGCAUGGCCAGCAAUGUUCAUUCGCUCCUAAACCCGGCUGAUACUGCGGAACGGCCGGACGAAGACCAACACGCCAUGGCUGACGAUCGAAAACGGAAGCGAUUGGAAUAAAUCCAACUUCGUCAUUUUUACUUGCUGCAUUCAUACCCUUGAUCCGGGGAUUCUCGCAGGAGCAUUGCUUGGUGCUGAUAUUCGGGACCCGACCGGAAUCGGAGCUGUAGAUUUCUUGUUCUUCGGGGCGCACGUUUCUUUUUAUAUUUGGAAAGGGGUAAAGGAAAAGCAUAUCACCAGGAGAAACUCACGCUCAGCCCUUCAUUUCUGGACUGGUACUGCAUCUUGUGGAGUAUUGCCCAUCUGUACUUUCUGUGUUUAACUUCUUUUUGGGUGGGAACAUCUACUGUACAAUUGAUACAACAUACAUGGAUUCCAGCAUGUUGGAACCCAUGCUUACCGGGCAUGGUUUGGAUGGCACUAAUUUGUUUUUCUAUAUUUCUUGGACAGCAUUGCUUCUUGAUGGUGGAGGCCCUUGCACAGACGACCGUUCUUGGGCUGCACCGCCUUCCUGUUGUUAUAUUAUAUACCCUGGGUUUGGGGUGGUGGUGCACGAUAUUGUGUGGGUAUAGUAAUUUAGAUUUGCAGUGGACAUAGUGAUAUUCGGCUGCAGGCGCACAAUCAUUUGAGUCUUUUGGAUUUGAUAACAUUAUCAGACGUAUUCACGAACAAGUAAACACAG